AUGGCACUUCUUGAAGAGUUCGAGAAUGCUUUCCAGGCAUGUCUUGCUCCGUACAUCUAUCCCACUUCAUCGCACAUCUUCGACGACGACGAGCUGAAGGCCAAUGCCGAGAAUAUCACCCGCUUUCUGGAGGUGUCUCGCCAGAUUGAGAACGACUUCAUCAUGAAGCGCGCCAUCCUCGCUGACCAGCGGCCGGAGCUCAUUCUCAGCGAGGAGAUCGCCGAACUGAAGUCGGAAAUUCAGCGAAAGGACCACCUGCUAAGCAAGUACUACGAGAAACUGAGCAAGUGGACGGCGGUGGUCAACGACACCUGCAGUGGAAAGCUGCCCAACCCAAAUGCCGGCCACACCACUGCCACGACCAUGUCUGGCGGCGGCGGACCCAGCCCAGCAAUGCAAAUGCAAAUGCCGCCCAAUAUGAGAAUGAACCCGGGUGGCCCGCCCGGACCUCCGCCGCCGAACAUGGGCGGCCACCCCAGUGGGCCCUUAGGACCUCAGAUGAAGCCGAUGCCAGGGCAGGCCGGUGGUGGCAAUGUAAACUCGCCGAUGGGCGGCCACUCGCACGCUGUGGGCAGUCCGAUGAUGGGCCAACCGCCGACGCCGCAGCAGAUACGUCCUCAAGGCUCGCCCAUGGUGGGCCAGCAAAUGCCGCCGCAGAUGGGGGGCAACCCGAACGUGGGCGGACUGCAGGGCCCGCUCGCCUACCUCGAACGGACCACCUCCAACAUUGGCAUGCUCGACAGCAGAAGAUGA
This is a messenger RNA of Rhagoletis zephyria (snowberry fruit fly), 753 nucleotides long. The record is from RefSeq and is a predicted model, not a curated record. Lineage: Eukaryota; Metazoa; Arthropoda; Insecta; Diptera; Tephritidae.